Messenger RNA from Fundulus heteroclitus (mummichog), 2643 nucleotides. Its product is annotated as neuronal pentraxin-1. The record is from RefSeq and is a predicted model, not a curated record. NCBI's taxonomy places the organism in Eukaryota, Metazoa, Chordata, Actinopteri, Cyprinodontiformes, Fundulidae. The transcript is spliced from 5 exons. The coding region runs from base 141 to 1412 and encodes 423 amino acids.
UGAUGCGGCGAAUCUGCGCUCCCUCCUGUCCGCUAUAUAAAGCGCGCACAGCGGCAGCAGCGCACAGUUUUCAGAGGACAGCUCCGCGGUGGUGAAACCUCUCUCACGGCCGUCACAGCUUUCACACCAGGAGAGGGACCAUGGAGGGAUUCUCGUGGAAACUUUUUCUCUUUUCCAGCCUGUUUGCUGCAGCGGGCUCCGCGCAGGACUUUGGACAGACGCAGUUUAUUUGCACGUCGGUGCCCAAAGACGUGGACUUGUGCACCGCCGCGAUGCAGAACAGCGGGCCGGCGGAAGACCUCAAGACCACCAUCAUCCAGCUGCGGGAGACCGUGCUGCAGCAGAAGGAGACCAUCGUGAACCAAAAGGAGACAAUCAGGGAGCUAACGUCCAAGCUGAGCCGCUGCGAGAGUCAGAGCCUCCCGGCGGCCGCGGGGCCCGGCGGGAGGCGGCCGGGGGCCAAGAACACCAUGGGGGAUGUAUCCCGGGGCACCGCGGACACUUUGGCGCAGCUGGGACAGACUUUACAGACGCUUAAACAGAGACUGGAGAAUCUGGAGCAGUACAGCCGAGGAAAUAACAGCGCACAGGCGAACAGCCUGAAGGAUCUGCUGCAGAACAAGAUAGAUGACAUGGAGAAGCAGGUUCUGUCCCGGGUCAACACGUUAGAAGAAAGCAAACCGGGACACAGGAACGAGACCGACCAAAGGAACAGAGUGGAGUCGACGCUCACCUCUCUGCACCACCAGAUCUCCGACCUGGAGAAAGGCAAAGAGACCAGGAUAGCAGACAGAUUCCAGCUCACCUUCCCAUUAAGAACCAACUACAUGUAUGCCAAAGCCAAGAGGAGUCUUCCUGAGAUGUACUCCUUCAGCGUGUGUCUCUGGAUCAAGUCCAACGCCUCACCUGGGGUGGGGACGCCCUUUUCCUACGCCGUUCCGGGCCAAGCCAACGAGCUCGUGCUGAUCGAGUGGGGGAACAACCCCAUGGAGUUCCUCAUCAAUGACAAGGUUGCAAAGCUGCCGUUCCUCAUCAAUGACGGAAAGUGGCAUCACCUCUGCAUCAUGUGGGCCACUCGUGACGGGAUGUGGGAGGCCUUCCAGGACGGAGUGAAGCGGGGCGACGGAGAGAAUCUGGCACCGUACCACCCUAUCAAACCAGAUGGAGUGCUGGUUCUGGGACAAGAGCAGGACACGCUGGGUGGAGGCUUCGAUGCGACACAAGCCUACGUGGGUGAACUCGCACACUUAAACAUCUGGAACAGGAAACUCUCAGUGGCGGAAAUCUCCAACUUGGCGACCUGCAACAGCAAAGCGCCUACCGGUAACGUCUUCUCCUGGACAGAGAGCAACAUUGAAAUAUUUGGCGGAGCCACCAAAUGGACCUUCGAGCCGUGCAGCUCAAUCAACUGAGCCGCAUCUCCUCCUUCUGGAAAAGAAAGAAAACAAAAAAAAAAAAAAACAAGGCCUCCGUGUAAUUCAGAGCUUUUGUCGUUCCUGUCCUCAUUUGACCUUUGUUUUAGAGAGUUAUUGGUAAGCUUAAAUCUGGGAUUUAUGUCAUUCUUAGGUAUUCCUGUGCAAAAAAAAAAAAAACAACACCUUUCAACUUGAGAAGGGGGAGGAAAAAGAAAAAAAGAAAAUCUCAUUCCUCUUGGAAACCUCUGUGAGAAAAUAUUGGUAUCUGCUGUUUUUUUUUUUUCCCCCUUUCUUUCUUGGAUGUUGAGUUGAGAGCACACCUAAGCUUUUCGUCCUGGCUUAUUUUUCGUCUUGGACUGGCAGCUGGCAAUCUGCGCCUUAUGUUUCGACGAUUCACAAUCCAAGAGAGGAAUUACAUAACCGGUCCCAUCGCCCUCCCCCUCCCUCUCCUGUUUUCCUUGGAGAGCGGGAGAUUACGCUGUCCGUCCAAUUUUUGUCAGUGUUUGGCGCUGUGAAGUGAUGUCCGAUGCGGUACAGCUCCUAAUGACCCCCAGCCUCCUCCUCCUCAGCCCUCAAUGGCUCCACCCACUCCGCCCCGCCCUGCCCCGCCCCCUCCCGACCCCGACACCCACCCCGCCCUCCGGAACUUGCACUGUGACUGACAAAACAUGACACUGCAAAGGAUGAAGGACAUUGCAAAAAGUCAGACUGCGGGUAAAAGUCGAUCUGUAAUCAUCGUUCGUUUUGCGUUUUUUUUUUUUUUUCUCUCCCUGUGAGAAUGUUGUGAACUUGCCAACAUCGCUACGAAGCCUGGGUGCCUUGGGCUGGUAUGAAUAUUCAGCACAUUUGGUACGUUUUCGGUUGCAAAUUCAGUGUUUUACUAGUUUGUGUUUUUUUUCGUUUUCUUAUUUAGGUUAAUUUAUUUUUUUGAGCUGGGUUAAGUUCCUUGUUCUUCUCUCCUGUUGGUAAAUGUGAUUUAAUUCUGGUUUGUUAUCUGACAUGACGUGUUUUGGCAGGUGUUUGUACUCCUCUGUAUUAGGAAUGUUACAGUGUCUGUAUAGUAACAGCAUGACUGACAGAGUGCUGUGGAAGCAUUGUUGAAAUCUGCUUUACUAUCCUCUCUGGGUCUGGGUUUUUUACUGUAUUGUUAUAUGCUCCAAGCAUGGCAAAACUGACAGAUGAAGAAAUUUAAUUUUUGUAAUAAAAUUGUGAUACUAAAUGUCAAAAA